CAAGAUGAUAAUAUUGAGGGCACUGAAAGUGAUGCGGAAGAAGAAAUUCAGACAGCACCCAACAGCGUUAGUGAUCAUUAUGUGGAUGAUUCUAUUGAAAAUGAGUACACUGCUGAAGAUUUUGAGAUUGUAGAUGAAGAGGCUGGUGGGAAAAUAUCUACCAGUAUUCAGAAUAGACUUAAAGGUGGUGUUACACCACCAGAGUACCAACGAAAAACGUACUGGGUGGAUGUUGAGUAUGAAGGAUUUGAUUAUGAUACUCGAACAAAACCAGAUUUGUUCUAUCGACCAAGAGUUUUCAUUUGGCUCCCUGAUCUUUUAACCGGCAAAAAACCCAACGGUUUGAGCAAAGUCCACUUGAAAUGCCCUGAAUGUAGAACCGCUAAUUUGGAAAGAAAGGAAUUUGUGAAAAAAACAAAAGCCAGAAGAAUUAUAGAUCAAUUUGAGUAAGUGUAUUUUCAUAUUGUCGCAUA
Molecule: messenger RNA, 473 nt
Organism: Mucor mucedo
Lineage: Eukaryota; Fungi; Mucoromycota; Mucoromycetes; Mucorales; Mucoraceae
Exons: 2
Source: RefSeq, a predicted model, not a curated record